Molecule: messenger RNA, 3218 nt
Organism: Plectropomus leopardus (leopard coralgrouper)
Lineage: Eukaryota; Metazoa; Chordata; Actinopteri; Perciformes; Serranidae
Product: proto-oncogene tyrosine-protein kinase Src-like
Biological process (GO): protein phosphorylation
Molecular function (GO): protein binding; protein tyrosine kinase activity; ATP binding
Source: RefSeq, a predicted model, not a curated record
GCCUCGCUGAAUUCAACUAUCACACAGCGUCGAGUUACGCAACACAACGUGAAUCUCCGUGCCUCCGCCGCCUGCUGCGUACAAAGCGUAAAAUCCAGGCUCAUCAUAUUUGCGCUCUCGUGUUUCGUCAGUGAUGCACAAUCCCGUGCCUUCCCCCCUUACGAGGCAUGUCUCCUCCACACCACACCACUCCUGCCUCCUCGCAUGAAUUUAGCGCGCCGUCGACUCUCCCCAGCUGAACAGGCUGCUUCACCGAAGGGUCGGUGUGUGUUUGUCCGGCCCACCGCAGCCGCCCCGGCAGCUGUGCCCUCUGCUCCCGAAGCCAGUCCCCGACAUGACCUCCCCUUUCCGCGAUUCUGCCGAUAUUCGCUAAAUGGGAUUCGUGGCUGGCCCGAGGUCUCUACAGCUACUGGCCAUCCGCUUCCAUUAUUUCUCUAAUGAGGACAGCCAUAAGGAUUUAACACGGUUCCUCGCUGCGCGUCUCUGAUUUUUGGGCUGAAUCUCCAGACGCGACAAAGGUCUGCACAUGGGGGCAGGCAAGAGCAAGCCCAAGGAGCCGGGCCAGCGCUCCAUGAGCCUGGACGGCACCAUCGGCACAGGCUCGGACAGCGGGCACUUCCACCACUUGGGCCCCGCCCAGCAGACCCAAACCCCCAAUAGGAGCCCUGCGGUCGGGACAGGCAGGCGGGGGCAUCAAGGGCAGCACCAGCUCGCCCCGACAAACACUCCUGAGCUGGCUCUCUUUGGAGGGGUGGACCACACAGGUACCAUCACCUCGCCUCAGAGAGGACCUUUGUCAGGAGGUGUCACUACAUUUGUGGCGCUGUAUGACUAUGAGUCACGGACAGCAUCUGAUCUGACCUUUAGGAAAGGCGACAGGCUGCAGAUUGUCAACAACACGAAAAAGUACAGCUUCAGAGAAGGGGACUGGUGGCUCGCUCGCUCCCUGACGACAGGAGAGAGUGGUUAUAUCCCCAGCAACUAUGUGGCUCCGUCGGAUUCCAUCCAAGCAGAAGAGUGGUAUUUUGGGAAGAUAACUCGGCGCGACUCUGAGAGGCUCCUUCUGAACUUACAGAACAGACGAGGAACCUUCUUGGUGAGGGAGAGCGAGACCACUAAAGGGGCAUAUUGCCUAUCAGUGCUGGAUUAUGAUAACACCAAAGGCCUGAAUGUUAAACAUUACAAGAUCAGGAAGCUGGAUAGUGGAGGCUUCUAUAUCACCUCCCGCACCCAGUUCACCAGCCUACAGCAGCUAGUCUUCCACUACCGCAAGCACUCAGAUGGGCUGUGCCAUGCUCUAUCAGACGUGUGUCCUGUGGCCAAACCUCAGACCCAGGGACUGGCCAGAGACGCCUGGGAGAUUCCCAGAGAAUCCCUCCGCCUAGACCUUAAACUGGGACAGGGCUGCUUUGGGGAGGUCUGGAUGGGCACAUGGAACGGUACAACACGCGUAGCCAUUAAGACCCUAAAGCCCGGCACCAUGUCUCCAGAGGCCUUUCUUCAGGAAGCACAGGUCAUGAAGAAGCUGAGGCACGAGAAGCUGGUCCAGCUGUAUGCUGUUGUGUCUGAGGAGCCGAUCUACAUUGUGACCGAAUAUAUGAGCCAAGGUAGUUUACUGGACUUCCUUAAAGGGGAUGCAGGAAAGAUGCUUCGUCUGCCUCAGCUAGUAGACAUGGCUGCUCAGAUUGCAGCAGGCAUGGCCUAUGUGGAGAGGAUGAACUACGUCCACAGAGACCUGCGUGCUGCCAACAUCCUGGUGGGAGACAACCUGGUGUGUAAAGUGGCUGACUUUGGCCUGGCAAGACUCAUUGAAGACAAUGAGUACACUGCGAGACAGGGAGCCAAGUUCCCAAUCAAGUGGACGGCACCAGAGGCAGCUCUUUACGGUCGUUUCACCAUCAAGUCAGACGUCUGGUCCUUCGGUGUGCUGCUCACUGAGCUGGCGACUAAAGGCAGAGUCCCAUAUCCAGGUAUGGUUAACCGUGAGGUGCUGGACCAGGUGGAGCGUGGCUACAGGAUGCCCUGCCCGGCAGAGUGUCCCAGCUCCUUGCAUGAGCUCAUGCUGUCCUGCUGGAGGAAGGACCCAGAGGAGAGGCCUACGUUUGAGUACCUGCAGGGCUUCCUAGAGGACUACUUCACCUCCACAGAACCCCAGUAUCAGCCUGGGGAGAACCUAUAGAACCACACACUGACGCGAACCCCGGGGGGAGAACCUCAACACAGAGCGAUCUGCACUAACCGACCUCAGAGGAGCACCUGCGGGAGGAUCUGAGCCUGUGAAAGUGACCAGGGAGGAACUUGAGAUUCUUCUGUGGAAGCAAAACCGAGAAAUAAGUCCCAUCAUGUGCCAUAAAGAAACGGCUCCAGAAGAACCUGAAGAACCUUUUUUUUCUGCAAGCACUCACUGUUUACUGGAGGUUUUCCUGCAGACCUGAGGUUCAAGGCUGUGAAGGAGAACUCCUGGUGGAUGAACUCUGGCUCUCGUUUGAUGAUUUUUGAGAGGUGCGACUGAUGUGGGAGGAACCGAAUCAGGAUAUACAGAUGCAGCAAGGGGGAGAAGAAUAAAGCUCCUCAAAGAGAGAAGGUCAAGGGAGGAUAUUUCGGGCAUGAGCUGUUUAGCGAAACCUCCCUCCUUCCCUCUUCUGUCUUGUCUCUUUACUUUCACUUGGUACCUUUUCCGCCCACAGAAGAGCACUGCCACUGUGGCUCAGGUGCCAAAGGAAAGUCUGUCUCUCUUAACGUCCUUUAUCUCCCUUCUGCCUCUAGCCUCUCUUUUCUCUAUUUCUGUCUGACUGUCAGUAUCUCCCUCCAGUUUUUCUCAAGUGCUGCUUCUUCAAAGUGUCUCCAAAUAACUCAGCUCUGGAACUCUACUUUGCAUCUUUAUUUAUGUUUACUUGGACAAUAUAAGUCCUGUGAUUUAAGGUUUUGUUCAGUGGCAGACAAAAAAAAUUCUCUUGUUUUGUUAUUUUUUUUUUUUUUUCUGUGAUUAUCAAUAGGCAAGGUUGUUAGAACCACUAUCAUGGUAGUGCCGGGGUAAAUGUACUCAAUAGGCAGGUUCUGUAACACUGAAAAUUAGGUUAAUUGAAUUAAAACUUGAGGCCUUUCUCUCUCAUUUAACCUCCUUAUCUUUCCUAGCUCUAUUUCUUUACAUACGCUGAACGGCCAUGAUGGCCAGCUGGAUCCAACCUCCGCAAUUAAAAAUGAUUUUGAUGCAGGCA